AUGAAGCUCUCCCUCAAAAACACAGACGACCAGCGCCGCUACCCACUCAUCAAAGCCAAGAUCCCCAUCACCGUCUUCAACCUCCCUUUUACCACCUCCGUCGCCACCACCCACCCCUCCGCCGUCUCCUUUUCCCUCUCCACCAACUUUUCGUCCGGCCCCUCCCUCAAACUCUCCACCAACACCUCCUCCGCCACCACCACCUCUCCUCCUCCAUUAUCUUUCUCCCUCAAGUCCGGGACGGGCCUCUUCGGCUCCCCUAAGAAUUCGCCGCUUCUCAUCUCUGCCCACUUCACCCUCUUUCCCUCCCCCAACCCUAAUCCCACUUUUACCCUCCAAAUCAAGCCCCGAUUUGGUGACUUCUCGCUCCUCAAAACCACCUUCUCAAACCCUACCACUAACCCUAAACCUGAUGGUAAAUCUUUUUCUGGCUCUGAUUCGAAUGGUGAGGUUGAGAAUGGGUUUGUGCCGGGGGAACCCUUGGGUUGGAGGGAGCUGACAAUGGGUUCUUGUAGUGGCAAAGAUGGGCUUCAAAACCCUAACCUUAGCCCUAACCCUAACGUUAAUGGUUUGUUUGGUUCGGAGGUUUGGAAGAUGGAUUCUUGUGGUGGGAAAGGUGGGAUUUGGUCUGGAUUUGCAGUUACGGCGAGGACAGUGUUACCGGUGACUAAGCGGGUGGCAGUGAAUUGCCGAUGGGGCGUGAAUUUUCCGGAGAAGGGGACCAAGCUGCCGUUCUUGACUGUGGAUAAGGUCGAGAUCGAGAGGGUCGAGGAGGUGAAGGACGUGAUGGUGAAGAGUGUUAAGAGAGAUUCAGGGGACUUGGAGUUGUUGAAAGGUAUGUGUUUUUGGAUGAAGAGAGAUUUGGAGGUUUUGGAGAAGGAGAAUAGGGAGAUGAAACAGAGUUUGGAGGAGAUUCGAUUGGGGCUUUCUCCGAGGAAAUAUGGUGGGGACAGCAUUGGUGUUGGAAGGAAGGCAGUGCCUCAUUCCGGUGAGAAUUCGGGUGAUUUUGAGCGCUGGAGGAGCAAGAAGAGCAGUGAAGAAGAGAAAGGAAGAAGGGAAUCGAAGAAGUCUGUGACUCUGGCAAGUGAUGUGGAAAGUGAGUUGCAGAGAGCUAUCAAGGCUGCCUCAUCAUAG
Messenger RNA from Vitis riparia (riverbank grape), 1134 nucleotides. RefSeq lists its product as uncharacterized. The record is from RefSeq and is a predicted model, not a curated record. The transcript has a single exon. Lineage: Eukaryota; Viridiplantae; Streptophyta; Magnoliopsida; Vitales; Vitaceae. Bases 1 to 1134 code for a protein of 377 amino acids.